AUGCCUAAGACGUGCAAAAAUGGGCAGGAUUGUAGAAAAUAUAAAUCAUAUGAAAAUGUUGAAGAUAAAAACAUUUCCAUUUUUCAACCAAUACUGUUAGUUGGUAUGAUUUUUAUGUUUUAUAUUUUUUACUUUCGUAUAUUUAAAAGAAGAUAUGAUGCAAAUAAUGAAAAUUAUCGAAGGAAAUUAAAUAAUAAAAAUAUUAGCAGCAAACCCAUCAUUUCCCUAUGCCUAAACGAUAUAGUCUUAAAGAUUAUUGGUAACAACGUACACAUAGUUGAAAGCUCCAUAGAACCAUUAAAUAAAUUGUGCGCAAUUUCAGAACUCUUUGUAAUUGCUCAAAUUUUAAAUGAUGUACAGGAAAAAAACAUAAUUGAUCUUUUUAAAAGAUUGGGCUUGUUUGAAAAAGGCCUGAAAGAGCAUCGUCUAAUGUUUUGCACAACGUCAAAUGGAAGAGCAUCGAUGAUACGUCAGCUGUGCCCUCUUACUCAUGUCGAUAAUGAUGAAUCUGUAAUAAAAACGUUAACAGGGAAAAUUCCAAAUGUUGUUCAAAUAUAUGGAAAUUUAAAUACCCCUGACCAUUCUAAUUUUUUUACUUCCCUACAAGCCUUUACCCAGGUUAUAUGUGCUGUUGCAUCCGUCGAAGGUAUAAAUUAG
Plasmodium fragile is the source of this 657-nucleotide messenger RNA. RefSeq lists its product as uncharacterized. The record is from RefSeq and is a predicted model, not a curated record. NCBI's taxonomy places the organism in Eukaryota, Apicomplexa, Aconoidasida, Haemosporida, Plasmodiidae. The transcript has a single exon. Gene Ontology annotation, biological process: peroxisome organization. Bases 1 to 657 code for a protein of 218 amino acids.